GAGAGCAAAUCAUCUUUCAAGUCUCCUGCCGGCUGCUGCUCAGAGGGGCAGCUAUCAAAUUUUUCCGUCGCGAGGGUUCUCCUGCGCCGUGAGUUCUCUAAACAUUUAGAGGGGGAGAGAGAGAGGAGGUUGGGAGAAGAGAUAAAGCAAGAUGGCGGAGGAAGCGGCGACUGUUACCAGGCCUUCGGAAGAGAAGGGGAGAGAAAGGGAAGGCGAUCUGCCGGAAGAGCUGGAGGAGGGCGAGAUCGUGGAGGACGGCGCGGCGGACCCGCCGGUGGAGCGGCUGGUUGGCGUUGGGGGAGCCCGUCCCCAUCCCCUGGAGCACUCCUGGACCUUCUGGUUCGACAACCCCUCCGCCAAAUCCAAGCAGGCCGCCUGGGGCAGCUCCAUCCGACCUGUCCACACUUUCGCCACCGUCGAGGACUUCUGGAGCCUCUACAAUAACAUUCGUCAUCCAAGCAAGCUGCCAGUGGGAGCAGAUUUUCAUUGUUUUAAAUACAAAAUUGAGCCUAAAUGGGAAGAUCCAAUUUGUGCCAAUGGAGGAAAAUGGACCAUUAGCUGUGCUAGAGGAAAAUCAGAUACAUUGUGGUUACAUACUUUAUUGGCAAUGAUUGGUGAGCAAUUUGACUAUGGUGAUGAAAUUUGCGGAGCAGUUGUUAGCGUCCGUGGGAAGCAGGAAAAAGUAGCUUUAUGGACAAAAAAUGCUGCCAAUGAAACUGCUCAGCUAAGUAUUGGGAGACAGUGGAAGGAGUUCUUGGAUUGUAAUGACACAAUUGGUUACAUAUUUCAUGAUGAUGCAAAGAAGCUUGAUAAAGUUGCUAAGAAUCGAUACACUGCAGACUAAUUAAAACUUUACAAAGGAAACAGACAGCAAUAGUUUGCGGAGUUGGCAAAUGAUGGAUAGCAUUAAUCACUGUUAUUUCAUGUGAUAAAAGCACCAUGAAAUGACCAGGAUGUUCCAAUUGCUGCACUAUUCUCUUCAUGGUUCCAUGUUGCUUUUGGAGUGAAAGGGUCACCACAUAAACCAAUUGAGAGCUAAUUUUUAGCUUUUCUUGUUUCUAUAUGCAUUUGAAUGCUAUGUUGGUUGCAUGUCAAAGGAAUCCUAAAAUGACUUUUCAAAGCCGGGAUUUGUACUGCAGUGUCAA
Elaeis guineensis (African oil palm) is the source of this 1145-nucleotide messenger RNA. RefSeq names its product eukaryotic translation initiation factor 4E-1. Gene Ontology annotation, molecular function: translation initiation factor activity; RNA 7-methylguanosine cap binding. Gene Ontology annotation, cellular component: eukaryotic translation initiation factor 4F complex; cytoplasm. Gene Ontology annotation, biological process: translational initiation. The record is from RefSeq and is a predicted model, not a curated record. NCBI's taxonomy places the organism in Eukaryota, Viridiplantae, Streptophyta, Magnoliopsida, Arecales, Arecaceae.